UUAAUGAAAAAUUUAUUAAUUUAUGGUGUUAUGUGUGAAAAGUCACGUAGACAAAUAUUUCAUUCAUACUUUCUUCUUACAAAGAAGCAAAUUGCGCAUGUUUUAUUUUAUAACUUUCAAUAAAACCUUUUUUGAGGUUAACUCCAAAAAUAAAAGAAUAUUCAAAUCUUGAUCAUUAGCCAAGGCUAUAUCAAAUUUUAAAACCAUGUGUUAAAACCUUCGCACAAUGAGUGAAGAAAGUGGAACAAUUGUGGUGCGUGCAAAACCUCAACGUAAAAUCAUUAAAGCUCCCGUAAAGUUUAUUACAAAAAUUCCCGAUGAAUUAUUAAAUGAUGAAAAAUUAAAAAAAGCCAUUAGUGCUUUACCACAAAAUUAUAAUUUUGAAAUACCGAAAACGAUAUGGCGUAUACGACAAACUGGUGCGAAACGUGUUGCACUUCAAAUGCCCGAAGGUUUAUUAAUGUUUUCCACAACGAUAGCUGAUAUUAUUGAAGAUUUCACUGAAGCUGAAACGAUAAUUAUGGGUGAUGUAACAUAUGGAGCUUGUUGUGUCGAUGACUACACGGCGAAAGCUUUGGAAGUAGAUCUUCUGGUACAUUAUGGACACAGUUGUUUAAUUCCAAUUGAUCAAACUGCAGGGAUUAAAGUGUUGUACAUUUUUGUGGAUAUCAAAAUUGAUCCGUUACAUUUUAUUGAAACGAUUAAGUUAAAUUUUGUGACCGCGAAACGUUUGUGUUUAGUUAGUACGAUCCAAUUUGUUGUGACUUUACAGUCCGUGGCAAAUGAGUUAAGACAAUUAGGCUAUGAUGUAAAAGUGCCUCAAAUUAAACCGUUAUCUCCAGGUGAAAUUUUAGGUUGUACGGCCCCCGUAGUUAAUUGUACAGACAUUUUAAUUUAUUUGGGUGAUGGUAGAUUUCAUUUAGAGGCUGCAAUGAUUGCAAAUCCAAAAUUAGAGGCAUACCGUUAUGAUCCUUACUCGAAAGUGUUUUCACGUGAGGAAUACGAUCAUAGUUCAAUGCGAAAAGUUCGUUCGAAUGCAAUUGAACAAGCAAAAAGUGCAAAGACGUUUGGAUUAAUUUUAGGAACAUUAGGUCGACAGGGUAGUUCGAAAGUUAUGGAAAAUUUAGCACAAAGGUUAAUAGAUUUAAAUAAGAAAUAUGUAACAAUUUUACUGUCGGAAAUAUUCCCUAGUAAAUUGGAUUUAUUGGAGGAUGUGGAUGCAUUUAUUCAAAUUGCAUGUCCACGAUUAUCAAUUGAUUGGGGUUUGGCAUUUAAGAAACCAUUGCUAACACCCUAUGAAGCGGCUGUAGUCUUAGGUGAUGCUGAAUGGAAAGCGAAUCCGGAUGAUAUUGAUGGAACACGAUAUCCGAUGGAUUUUUAUGCUAAUGCUAGUCUUGGUCCUUGGACUCCAAAUCAUAAACCUGAACCAAAAGUGGAAGUUGAAAAUAAGGAUAAAUUAUGCUGUGGGAACUGUAAGAAAUAAGAGAAAAAUGUGGCUAACUUCAAAUCAUAAACCUGAACCAAAAGUGGAAGUUUGCGAAAAGAAAAAAAGGCUGCAAAAAAUGCUGUAGAAUCUGGUUUUUAGUUUAAUAAUUUAUGGAAUUUGUAUUUU
Molecule: messenger RNA, 1612 nt
Organism: Chrysoperla carnea
Lineage: Eukaryota; Metazoa; Arthropoda; Insecta; Neuroptera; Chrysopidae
Gene: Dph1
Product: 2-(3-amino-3-carboxypropyl)histidine synthase subunit 1
Exons: 1
Coding region: 227-1483 (418 amino acids)
Biological process (GO): protein histidyl modification to diphthamide
Molecular function (GO): 2-(3-amino-3-carboxypropyl)histidine synthase activity
Source: RefSeq, a predicted model, not a curated record